This is a messenger RNA of Salmo salar (Atlantic salmon), 3478 nucleotides long. RefSeq names its product ETS variant transcription factor 7 (gene etv7). Gene Ontology annotation, cellular component: nucleus. Gene Ontology annotation, biological process: cell differentiation; regulation of transcription by RNA polymerase II. The record is from RefSeq and is a predicted model, not a curated record. NCBI's taxonomy places the organism in Eukaryota, Metazoa, Chordata, Actinopteri, Salmoniformes, Salmonidae. Gene Ontology annotation, molecular function: sequence-specific DNA binding; DNA-binding transcription factor activity, RNA polymerase II-specific.
UUCGUCAUAACAUUUGGGCACCGGGCGUCCGUAUAGCCUUUCCAGAAAACAACACGCACUCAAUUCAGAUAAACGAGAUAGCGUGAACGCGCCGGCAGAUUUGAGUUCAUGGAAGUGAUAUCUGCGCUUGUUUUUAAAACACACACCUCUAUGGAUCCUUUCGAUUUCAAAUACCCGGAAACAAGGAUCAUAUGUCAUCAUAGUAGUCGUGGUUGAAUGUGAAAAUCAUGUCCAGCUGCUACGUUUGUAUUCCAUAAUAAUUUAUUCUGAGCUUUAAUCGAUAGAAGUCUUAUAGACAGAAUUAUCGUAUUAGCGGACGGAUUGUCAAUCACCUGAGCUGAGGAAUCUAUAGAGAAUUAUUCUACUAGUCUACUUCCGGACAGACAGGUAAAGGACGAUGGAAGACAGAGGCAGUUCCCAGCCAGAUCUGAUCAAGCAGGACCAUGGAGAACCCAGUCAUAUUCUCACUCCCCUAGCCCCUGGCAGAGGAGUGCUGUUCCCUCCAUCUCUCCUUCCUCCCAGCUCUACCCUUCUCCCUCCAGUCAUCCUCCCUUCACAGGACGACCUGUGGCAUCUACCUGGAAGACUACGUAUAAACCCGUCUCUGUGGGAUAAGGAGGAUGUGGUUCACUGGCUGCACUGGGCUCAGAGGGAAUAUUCUCUCCUCAGAACUGAGAGAGGCCGGUUUGAGAUGAAUGGCAGAGCUCUCUGCCUCCUCACCAAGGAAGACUUCAGACGCCGCUGUCCUGACUCAGGUGAUGUACUGUACGAGCUCCUACAGUGUGUGAAGCAGCAAAGAAGAGAGGUCUCCACGAGCCACACAACUCCACCCAUCCUGACCCUCACCAAGCCCCCUCUCAGUCUCACCAAUCUCCCCCCUACUAAAUACACCCAGCCAGCCCAAACCAAUGGAAGCCGGGGUCCCCGACCCCUAGGAGCCAAUGGAUCAACAAAUGUGUCCACGUGUCCUCCCACAAUCCCAAGCUCCCAGGAGGAGGAGCCUCUCAACCUGUCCAAUCAGGAGAGGAUUCAGAGAGAUGUCCCACCUAAAGAGGCCAACGGCAAGAUCCCAGACUGCAGGUUGCUGUGGGACUAUGUGUACCAGCUGUUGUCAGACCAGCGCUACCAGCCCUUCAUCCGCUGGGAGGACCAGGAGAGGCUGGUGUUCAGGGUGGUCGACCCCAACGGACUAGCUCGACUCUGGGGGAACCACAAGAACCGAGCCAACAUGACUUAUGAGAAGAUGUCUCGUGCUCUGAGACACUACUACAAACUCAACAUCAUCAAGAAAGAACCAGGACAGAAACUACUCUUCAGGUUUCUGAAGACCCCUCAGGAGAUCACGCGUCAUCGAGCUGACCGUCUUGACUCAGCAGAUUCCCCUGAACUCUCACCCUCACACUCACCCUGAACACUCACCCUCACACUCACCCUCACACUCACCCUCACACUCACCCUCACACUCACCCUCACACUCACCCUGAACACUCACCCUCACACUCACCCUCACACUCACCCUCACACUCACCCUCACACUCACCCUCACACUCACCCUGAACACUCACCCUCACACUCACCCUCACACUCACCCCGGCGGGACUUCAGUGAGGAUGGUUUGGAGGUGUCCCCUGAAUACAACGCCCCAAGCUCUAACCCUUUAAGCAUGACGGUAUGAACAUGGAUACUUCUGUGUUGAGGUAUCUAUUGCACUGUGAAAUGGCUAUGUUUUUUUUUUUUUUUUUAGCAGUAAUCUACAACCCACUAAUCAUACUGUGGAAACUUUAACGGAGCUGCUACGUAGCUAAUGACUAGCGUCCACAAAACAAAACACUAUUCAUCAGGAUAGAACAGAGCUGUCUGAUUAAAACCUUCUAGUCAUCUGCAGCGUGAUGAAUUACAGCAUUACUUUAAAACUAUACACACAGGUACUACAACUAACAGUUCUGUGUCCAGUUUUUCCUGGGUCUGACGUGUGACUUGUCAAAAAAUGAUGCAACUUAGGUAAAUAGAAUCGUAAUAUGAUCAAAAUGAAUGUUGCACAUUUACAAGCAGGUCCCAUAACGCUAAUAACAGCCCCCAUUUAGUAGCUGGGAUGAUUGGAAUAAUUAAUUCGAUCGUAAUAUUUACCUUUGCUUCUGUACAUAUUUUCAAACUCUGAAUUUGUGGAAUGAAUGAAUGAAUUAAAUGAAUGAAAUUGUUAUAUUUUUAUGUUUUUAUUUUUUUUUCAUUAUUUUUUUUUGUUGUUGUGUCAAAUCGCCAAUUGGCGACCCAUCCUUUACGGGAUUAACUGACACAUGGUAGAAAGGGCAAUACAGGAUAAAAUGAGUUUUCAUUCUCUAUUUCAUUAAGAUCACAAUAGUUACAUAGGCUUUCCUCUUCCAGUUCACCACUGUUAGCGGUUGAUGUUAUUCUUCAAUGACACAAACGCCGAAGCAAAUCAGAGGGAGAAAAAUAGAUUAAUUUGAAAAGGACAAAGUGCAUUCCCUCUGUCCUUCAGCUUGUCACCUUAGAACAAAGAAACAGGAAGUCACUUAUAUCCCCCCCCCCCACCACGCUGACCAAUCAGAAGUCCUUGCAGUACAACUGGGCCAAUGGCCAAAUAACAAGUAUCCUGCUCCAGACUCAAUGUACAGACCAAUGAAAACGUAGCACACAUAGCUCUGAGUUCAAGGCUGACAUUUAACAGAUUCUAACCAUCUGUUGAACUGAGACCCUCGCAACUAUUUCCAUUAACGAUUCUCUAUUGAUCAUUUGUACUCUCAUUUAGUUUUUAGUACUCUUGUAUUCUCAUCCUCUGCGUUGUGUAUUUAUCUUCAAAAAUAUUCUUAUACCACAAUACCGACCUGUUUCAAUAUGGAAAGGCAAUAUCCCUGAUCUUACCUGUGCACCUAGAGAUCUUUUGCUUUUAGGUAGGUCAUACAUAAUAUAUAUCUCACGCAAAAAUUCACCCUUAAUCAAAUUUAAGGGUCUCAAUUUAGGUUUAUGAUGAAUCUCCUCCACCCAUUUUUAAAUUAAAAAAAAAAUCAUAUCUAUGACUCCUUUCAUUUGGUUUUCAUACAGAUGUUCACAGUCAGACUGUUGGAAAAGGUCAGCCAUUUCAGUUGCCCAGGGCCCCCCCCCGUAUGGAUAGAUCCAUACCUUCCAUCUCACCUCACAGGGUUCCCAGCCCAUGUCCCCAGUUAUUGCAACUAUAGAUUCAAACUUGUGGACACCUAAAAAAAGUUACGUACUCCUCUGUUAUGAACAUGUUAGUUUUUAAAAUACCUCUUAGCCCCCCCUCACUCCUGCUGAAUAGUCCAGAUCAGGACAGACGCAUAUCUGAUACAGUUUGGAAUACGUAGCAUAACCAAUAUCUUUGAGUUUUUUUGUUUUUCCUAUUACUCCCCCUGAGAGCUCUACAUGCUGAGUCGUCCAGGGCAGUUGUUCUGUAUAGAAAGGUAAUAUGUUCAUCAAUAAAAAAAAACAAAAAUAUUUAUAA